CCGACUGCGCCGCCCGCGUCCGUCGGGCGCUUAACCGCGCGAGCUUACCACUGACGUUCCUUAGUCUUUUAAAUUUGGAACACUUUAUCGGACGCUUAACCGCGCGAGCUUACAACUGACGUUCCUCAUUCUUUUUAAUUUUGGAACUUUAUUGUGCCAGUUUGAGAGUUCUAUUGCUUAUCGGUAACGGUUGAAAAAAGUACUAAUUCUACAAAUCACUAAAAGACUAAAUCAAUCAAUUCCUACAACAAACAUUUCUAAAGACUACAAAUAGAUUUCAAGAAACUAAAUCCGUUCGUGCUAGUGACCGAAACAGUGAAACAGUGUCGAACAGAACCAGUGCAAUGUCAGUGAAGAACUACGUGAUUUGUUCUAAAGUGCAGUGGGGCGGAGGAGGCUGACAGAUCGACAGUCAGUGAUCUGAGACCAGACGCCGGCAGGAUGUCAGCAGGAUCGGCAGUUGCCAUGAUCGGCGCGAACCUGCGUUUCGGGUCAGCCGGAGCGACUAACUCGUCCAUCCUCAACCACACGCGACACUGCCCACCAGGUGGCGCUGCCAGUGCGGCAGCGUUGCUAGCACUGUCUGGCCUUGGAAUGUCUGCGAAUUUAGCGCUGAUGACGGUUAUAUUGAGCAAGAAGCAGUUAAGAAGGUGGUCACACGGGCUCCUAUUCCACCAAGCCAUCGUGGACUGCGCCCGCGCCGCUAUCCUGCUCCCGCUUGGUAUCGCCGUCUUCCGCUGUCAGCCAGUCUACAAGUGCUCGCUGGUUGAAACUGCUUUUCUACUAUUGGUAACGGUGUCAACAGUGAAUAUGCUGACGACGGUGUUGAACGAUAGCCCGAUAUUCCCGGAGAACGAGGAGGAGCAGGCGGACUUAUCCGCGCCCCUGCUGAUGGACAGCCCGCAGUGCGUCCUCUUCGGCACAUUUAUGAUCUGGUUCGCGUCCAUCACGAUCAACCUGGGCCCGACGUUCCUGUCGGGCGCGCUAGCGGCCAGCGCCGGCCACUACGGCUCCUACGGGCCCUCCCCCUCCUGCCCCCUCGUCCGGGGCCCCUUCCGACACUACGUCCUCAACGCCCUCUGGAUCGGCGUCAACGCCGUCUGCGUAGGACUCACGCUCUUCCAUCUCAAGAAACUCCACAGGGACCUCACCAAGGCUAACGUAGAAGCAGUGCGAGUAGCUGGUCUAGUGACCACGCUUGUCAGCAUGGCUGGUGACAACAGGCGUAUGGACUCGCUGCCUAACAGCGUCGGACCGAGGACAGUAGAUGGCGCGCUCGCGGACGGGCAGCGCAUGCAAAGCUCGAACCUGCCGCUAGGUGGCGGUCGCCGCCUGCGGGGGUACCUGGCGCGGGUGGAGCGGGAGGGGGUGCGCCGCGUGCGCAUGUUCGUCGUCAUCACUGCGGCGUACGUGCUGUUCUGGGGGCCGCUAUUCAUUGUGACACUGCUGCACCAUCCGAUGCUUACGUCGCAUAUCGCUUAUGAGAUGUAUUUCCAAAUCUCGCUGCACAUCUCCUACGUGCAUGCUGCAGUGAAUCCUCUGCUGUUCAUGGCCCUGCACCGCGCGCUGCGUCGAGCAGCGUUGCAGCUGUGCUGUGGCUGCUGCGUGCAUUGGAGCCAGUUCGUUCUGGCACUGACGGCUGCUGCUCAGUCCCCACUGGCCCCAGCCUCAUUCUCCCCCGCCGCGGCGUCACCGGAGCCUCCCCCCGCGCCCCCGCCGCCAAUGGCGCCCCCCGCGCCGCCGGCGGCCCACGCGGUCCCCGCGCCUCACACGAUGAUGGUAAUUACCUCUUAUAUAGUUGGGAAGUUGAGGAGUGUGACGCUGAGAGUAUGUCGAGUGCGCGUGUGCAGGGAGACGAGGAUAUGAUGGGGGAGCCGUGGAGCGGCGUGCGCCGGCCCCCGCGCUCCCCGAGCCCCCUGCUGCCCGCCAUCUAAGCCGACUCGGCCAUCCUGCGCUGUGCCGCGUCCUCGGCCGACACGGCCAUCCUGCGCUGUGCCGCGUCCUCGGCCGACUCGGCCAUCCUGCGCCGUGCCACGUCCUCGUGAGCCACACAUAUCCGCGCUGCACUCACUAUCAACCCUGUCCAAAUAUCUAUGUAAAUAUACGUGAAACAUCAACGAAUUAUGUGUACAUAGUUAGUAAAUUAGCGGUAUGUAGUAGUUUCUGGUUUGCAUAUAAAUAAAGGUUUUUGACCAGACUUGCAACCUUGAUUAUGGUGAAUAAAGUGCAAAGUUUUAUUAAGAUAAAAACUAAUACGGGACUAAUUGCUUAUUGACAAGUGCACCUGAACCUGGAAUUAAACUUGUUAUAAGAUUGUAACCAAAAUAAGAAUUAUUGUGUGGCUAUCCUAUCAGAAUAAUUCUUAUUUUUUAUAUUCGGACUAAGCAUUUAAAGCACAGAGUAAAUAAAGUAAUUAAAAAUUAUGAAUGUUUAUGGUGUAUUCGAUUAAUGUGUGUUCUUAUUCUAUAACUUAAGCACUUAGACAAAGUUUAUAGAGAUCUUAUUGUAUCAUAAACGUAUGUAGGUAUUUUAAAUAUUAUACACUUGUAACGUUUUAUGGGAAGCUCAAAUUCUAAACAUGAGAACAUACAAUACAUCUCAAUCAUAUGCACUAGAAAUAGUACCGACUGGAAUCGGUAAUAGUCUAAAUAAAGAUUCUAUUUUUGUUAGUGAAUGCAAUCUCCUAUUAUGUAAGCAUAAGCAAUAUGUUCUCAAGACACCAAUUAGAUAGGGAGUGUAGUUUAUUAAUAAAGAAAUAUAUUUAUGAGAAUUAUGAGUCUCCGUCUAUCAUAUUGUUUUAAACUGUUGUUUUGUAAAUACUAAAUGAUACUAUAUCUACAAUAUAUAAUCUAAAACAGUUCAAUUAUGAAUCUAUAACUAUUAUCCGUUUUCAAGUUAUUAUUCGUUUGAUUUUUCUUGUUAACGUGAAAUUAUCACUAAAACUCUGUUGAUUGUUAACAUUUAUCUACUCAAUGUAAUUUUUAUGCAUAAAGACUGACUAAUUUUAUUUUUCUGUUGAACUGUCCUGUACGUAUUCCUAUGAACUUAUGUAAGUAUACUAUCUUAGUUUUAAAUAUCAAAUAUAUUACUCAUUAAGUCACUCUUAGAGUUAAGUUACUAUACGUGUUUUCAUUUUCAUGUAGAUAUGUAAGUAUCUUCUCUAUGUUGUGUUUCAUCAGCCAACCGUUCCUUAAUUAAAAAACCUUUAAAUUCAGUUACUUACAUAUAAAUAUUAUUUAGUGUCACACUUACACAGCGUAAGGUCUUAAACAUGGACAGUAUCACAAACUUGAUCUAUACAAAUCACUGAUGGGGUAGUAUAUUUGUAUAAGAUUAGUGUUUGACAAAUUAGUCCUUGAGGAAAUGAUUUCAUAAAUAUCGAUUUGUGUUUAAAUUAAUACAGGUAGAUCGGUGUAGUACCGGAAUGGUCUCUUAUGAUAUUGAUUCAAAUGUGAAGAAUCUUCAGAAUAGUGUCAAUAUAAUUAUUUUUAGCUACCUUCUUUAUCCAAAAGGAGGAGGUUCUUUAUUAGGUUGUGAGUUUAUUUAAGGAUGUUCACCGAUUAUAUUACUAUCAGUAUGCUCUACGUUUGUUUUUAAAUGUUUUUAAAUACAUGAAACUUUAUAAACAGUAGAAUAAAGUAUAAUUUAAUUGCAUAGAAUUAUACUUUAUAAAAAUCAUUGUACAUAGUAAAUAAAGAGACAUAAAUCGUCCUGUUUACAUUUUCAUAUUAAUUAUACAAUUUUUUCUAUAGUUUAAUGUACCUAUGUUAAACGUGUCGCAAUGGUGUAUAAUUGUAAGGACCUAUGUCUAAAAUAAAAUGCCAAAUUAAGAAGAUAUUAUAAAAUCGUGUUCUUCACGUAAUUAUUAAAAUGAGACUAUAAAAAGACGAAAUAAAAUGA
Messenger RNA from Leguminivora glycinivorella, 3900 nucleotides. RefSeq lists its product as uncharacterized. Gene Ontology annotation, cellular component: membrane. Gene Ontology annotation, biological process: G protein-coupled receptor signaling pathway. The record is from RefSeq and is a predicted model, not a curated record. Gene Ontology annotation, molecular function: peptide binding; G protein-coupled receptor activity. The transcript is spliced from 11 exons. NCBI's taxonomy places the organism in Eukaryota, Metazoa, Arthropoda, Insecta, Lepidoptera, Tortricidae. The coding region runs from base 442 to 1866 and encodes 474 amino acids.